Messenger RNA from Tarenaya hassleriana, 1623 nucleotides. RefSeq names its product cell division control protein 6 homolog B-like. The transcript is spliced from 15 exons. Gene Ontology annotation, biological process: mitotic DNA replication checkpoint signaling; cell division; DNA replication initiation. NCBI's taxonomy places the organism in Eukaryota, Viridiplantae, Streptophyta, Magnoliopsida, Brassicales, Cleomaceae. The coding region runs from base 1 to 1335 and encodes 444 amino acids. The record is from RefSeq and is a predicted model, not a curated record. Gene Ontology annotation, cellular component: nucleus. Gene Ontology annotation, molecular function: DNA replication origin binding; ATP hydrolysis activity.
AUGAAGAAAGAACAUUGCUCAUUGGUUGUAUGUUCACAGGAAGCUAAGGAUGAUUCCAAUGGAGACCUGGCGAGUCCGGGAACAUCAGCAGUAAAGAAACCAUCUGAUAGUUUUGAUGCUAAAUUAAAUUGGAACCCAAAUGACGAUGCUCAAUUUAAAGCAGUGAAAGAGGCACUGCAUGUGUCGAAAACACCACCAAAUAUUGUUUGCCGUGAAGAUGAGCAGAAACGGGUUUUCGAGUUUGUGAAAAGUUGUAUAGAACAGCAAAAGGCUGGUAGUUUGUACAUGUGUGGAUGCCCAGGAACAGGGAAAUCAUUGUCGAUGGAGAAAAUAAAACAGCAGGUGGAUGAUUGGUCAAAACAGGCAGGUUAUCCAUCUCCUGAUACAUUGUCUGUGAAUUGCACAUCACUGACAAACACAACAGAUAUUUUCAGCAAGAUACUUGGUGAAAAGCAGGCAAGGAGGAAAAUUAAUGGCUCGUUUUCACCUCUACAACAUCUUCAGAAUUUGUUUUCUCAUAAGCAGCAACCUCCCAGCUCAAAGAUGAUGUUGAUAAUUGUAGAUGAGAUGGAUUACUUGAUCACAAAAGAUCGGGGCAUCCUUCAUGACCUUUAUAUGCUUACAACACUGUCAUUUUCUAGGUGUAUACUUAUAGGAGUAGCAAAUGCGAUAGACCUUGCCGACCGUUUCCUUCCAAGAUUAAAGUCGCUUAACUGUAAACCAAUGGUUGUCACUUUCCGCGCCUAUUCAAAAGAUCAGAUCCUCAGGAUAAUGCAGGAGAGGCUUAUGGAACUUCCAUUUGUGGCAUUUGAAUCUAAUGCAUUGGAGCUUUGUGCCAGAAAAGUCGCGGCUGUGUCAGGAGACAUGCGGAAGGCUCUAUGUGUCUGCAGGAGCGCUUUGGAAAUCCUACAGGCUGAAACUAGAGAACUUACAGAAGACUUAUAUUCACCAGAGAAUCUAAUGGUGAAGUUGAAUCAUAUGGCUGCUGCAUUGUCUAAGACGUUUAGAUCUCCAGUCAUAGACACGAUCCAGUCUCUUCCGCAGCAUCAGCAAAUCAUAAUCUGUUGUGCUGCAAAGGCGUUUCGAGGAACCAAAAAGGACACAACGCUUGGAGAGCUGAAUAAGUUAUACAUGGAAAUCUGUAAAUCUGAGACGAUACCAGCGGCUGGAAUCACGGAGUUUGCUAACAUGUGCACGGUGCUAAAUGACCAGGGGCUCCUAAAACUUGGACAAGCACGAGAAGAUAGGCUAAAGAGAGUAACGCUGAGAGCAGAUGAAUCAGACAUAGCGUUUGCUUUGCAGGGAAUCAGGUUCUUCAGAAACUGUCUUCUAUGACAUGAUUAGAUCUUCCAACUGUUUGAUUCUGCCUGGGGAUCAUCAAAUAUCAGCCAUUGUUAUAAGAAAGAACAGUGGGAAUAAGAAGACAUGGAAAAAUUUUGGUCACUGCUCAACCUAGACUUGCCGUCCGAGUACCUUUAAAGCCCACGAUCGACAAGCCUUUGCCAAGUACAUGGGUAAAUCCAUUCCACCUCUUCCAGGCCCCAUAAGAGAGAAGCCUCUUGGGUUGGAUUCUAUCUCUUCGGCCCUCAAGGAUGGUUGGAGCUCCCUCUCUCGCCAUGGUUA